Didymodactylos carnosus is the source of this 7236-nucleotide messenger RNA. Lineage: Eukaryota; Metazoa; Rotifera; Eurotatoria; Philodinida; Philodinidae. The record is from the annotation of a GenBank genome assembly.
AUGGAAUCCGUUAAUUCAAUACCAUCAACAUUUGACCAGCAACAGUAUCCUGUAGCAAUCACAAAUGGAAUUAAUCAAAAUGGUCAUGAUUAUGAUGAAGAUGAACAUAAUAAUAUUCAUGCAACAAAUGGAUUACAAGAACAAGAUAUACACGAAAAAAAACUAAUUCAGGAUCGAACGGUUGAAAUUGAUCCAUUGGAUGCACGUGAAAUACAAGUAUUAGAAACAGCUGAAGAUAUUCAGGCACGACGUGAUCAAGUUUUAACACGUUUUCAAAAUUUUAAAGAGGCUGCAAAAUAUCGUCGUGAAAAAUUAGAAGAUUCACGUGAAUAUCAAUAUUUUAAACGUGAUGCCGAUGAAUUAGAAAUAUGGAUUAAUGAAAAAUUACAAAUAUGUUCACAAGAUGAUAAUUAUCGUGAUACAUCGAAUACUCAAACUAAAAUUCAGAAACAUGAAGCAUUUGAAGAAGAAGUUGCUGCACAUUACAAUGCCGUUGUUCGUCUAGAUGAUGAGGGUGAAGCAAAAAUUCAACGUGGUCAUUUUGCUUCAGAUGCAAUCAAAAAUCGUCUUGAAGAAAUUCAUAAUUUAUGGCAAUUAUUAUUAUCACGUUUAGGAGAAAAAUCCAAUCGGUUAAAAUUAGCAUUGAAAUUAGAGCAAUUUCUACGUGAUUGUGAUGAUUUCAUAUAUUGGAUGCGCGAUAAAGAAACAUUUGUCUUAUCCGAUGAUUUUGGUAAAGAUUUACAAAGUGUUCAAACACUACAACGAAAACAUGACGGUGUUGAACGAGAUUUGGCCGUGUUACAGGAUAAGGUUGAAAAUUUACGAAAAGAAGGUUCAAGAAUUGAAGAAGAUAUACCUGAAGGUUCUAAUCAGAUAAAUAAACGUUUACAAGAUAUGAUGCAAGCAUGGGAUGAUUUAAGAACAAAAUCUGAAGAACGUAAAACAGUCUUAAAUGAAUCAUUUCGUCUUCAUCGUUUUUUAUCUGAAUUUCGUGAUUUAAUGAAUUGGACAUUGGAUAUGGAGGCUCAAUUAACAUCCGAUGAGUUAGCUAAAGAUGUUGGUGGAGCAGAAGCACUUGUUGAACGUCAUUCUGAAUUCAAAGGUGAAAUUGAUGCACGAAAAGAUAGCUUUGAAAAUGUUCAACGUAUUGGUGAAGAAUUAAUUCAACAAGAUCAUUAUGCUAAACAAGAAAUUGAUAAUAAAUUAAACGAAUUAAAUGAUCAAAAAGUCAAACUCGAUUAUUUAUGGACACAACGUUUAAUAUUAUUACAAGAUUGUAUGCAUUUACAACUAUUUCUUCGUGAUAUUGAUCAGGCACUAAUUUGGAUACAUAAACAAGAUCAAUAUUUAAUAUUAAAUGAUAAUGAAACAUGUCAUACAUUAGAUGAUUGUGAAGCAUUAAUUAAGAAAUAUGAUGAUUUUGAAAAAUUACUUGCCGCACAAGAUGAAAAAGGAAAAGCUUUGGAUGAAUUUGGUCGUCAAUUAUUGGAUAAUCAACAUUAUUCAUCUGAUUUAAUUCGUGAAAAAUUAGAUUUAUUAUCUAAAUCACGUGUUUUAUUAUUAGAUAAAAUUAGUGAAAAACGUCGUAUGUUACAAAAUACAUCAAAUUAUUUUACAUUUGAACGUGAUUGUGAUGAAUUAAAAUUAUGGGCAAAAGAAAAAUUAAAAAUGGCAUUAACAAAAGAUUAUAUGGAUACAUUAAAUAUUAAUUUAAAAUGUCAAAAACAUCAACAAUUUUUAAAUGAAUUAGCUGCUUAUCAACCAAAAAUGGAUAGUGUUAUAUUAAAUGGUCAAAAAUUAAUUGAUGAAGAACAUUUUCAAACAGCAAAUAUUAAUCAACAUUUAACAGAAUUAGAAGAUAUUUUAAAUCGAUUAGUUGAAGCAGCAAAUGAAAAAUCUGAUCGUUUAAAAGAAGCUACAGAUGGUCAAACAUUUAUGCGUUCAUUAGAAGAAAUUGAUAUGUGGAUAAAUGAUGUUGAAAAUACAUUAACAAAUGAUGAUUAUGGAAAAGAUAUGACAUCAGUACAAAAUUUACAAAAAAAACAACAAUUGUUAGAAAAUGAAUUUAAUAUUAAAAAGGAAAAAAUAGAUCAAUUAUCAAAAGAUGCUGAACAUUUUCAACAAGUUGGUCAUUUUGAUGCAAAUAAUAUAUUAAAAAAACAAAUACAAUUGGUUAGUCGUUUUCAAUCACUCUUAGAACCAUUACAAAUGAAAAAAAUCAAAUUAAAUGCAUCAUUAGAAUUACAACGUUUAUUGCAUGAUAUUGAAGAUGAAGAAGCAUGGAUUAGAGAAAAAGAACCGUCAAUUAUGUCGACAAAUCGAGGUCGCGAUUUAAUUGGUGUUCAAAAUUUAUGUCGUAAACAUCAAGCACUCGGAUCUGAAAUUCAAAAUCAUGAGGGACGUAUAAGAAAAGUUUGUAAUGAAGGUGAAGAUAUGAUUAAUCAAGGUCAUUUUGCUGCACCUGAAAUUAAAAAACAUACUGUUAAUUUACAAUUUAAAUGGCAAAAUUUAAAAGAAGUAUCUAGUCAACGUAAAAAAGAUUUAGAAGAUUCAUUAUUGGCUCAACAAUAUUUUAGUGAUGCAAAAGAAGUUGAAACAUGGAUUAAAGAAAAAGAACCGUUAGCUCAAUCAUCUGAUUAUGGUCGUGAUGAAGAUAGUUGUGAUGCAUUAUAUAAAAAACAUCAACAAUUAUUUAAUGAUAUUAAAGCAUUUGAACAAACAGAAUUAGUAGAUUUACGUCAAAAAUCUCAAAAAUGUAAUCAACCAGAAAAACCAUUAAUAAGUGAUGAUUUAAUAAUUGGUGGUAGACAAAAAGUAUUAAGUUUAUAUGAUUAUGGUGAAAAAACACCACGUGAAAUAUCAAUGAAAAAAGGUGAUACAUUAAUAUUAUUAAAUUCAUCAAAUAAAGAUUGGUGGAAAGUUGAAUUAAAUGAUCGACAAGGUUUUGUACCCGCUACAUAUUUGAAAAAAAUUGAAAAAGAACCAAUAACAAUGAAUGAACAAGAAAAAUUAGAUGAAUAUACGGUAAAUUCCAGACAACAACAAAUUGAAAAACAAUAUGAUCAUCUAUUACAAAUAUGUCAACACCGUUUAGAUAAAUUAGCUGAAGCAUCUGAUGCUUAUAAAUUAAUGCGUGAAGCAGCUGAUUUAGUUAUAUGGAUUAAUGAUAAAGAACGAAUAGCCACUGAAGAUUCAUUAGGAAAAGGUCCUGAUGAUGUUGAAGAAUUACAACGACGUUUUGAUGAAUUUCAAAAAGAAUUACGUACAAAUGAAUUACGAUUAAUUCGUUUAAAUUCAAUUGCUGAAAAAUUAUUACAAUUGGGACGAACUGAAGCAGCACAAAAAAUACAAAUUGAUAUUGAUAAUUUAAAUCGUAAAUGGCAUGGUUUAAAGAAAAAUGCUGAAGAACGAGAAGCUGCACUAUUAUCUGCCUAUGAAGUUCAACGUUUUAAUCGUGAUGUAGAUGAAGCAAAAGAUUGGAUUGAUGAAAAAGUACAUCAGUUAGAUAUGGAUGAAUUAGGAAAAGAUUUAAGAAGUGUUAAACGUUUACAAAAGAAACAUGAAGCAUAUGAAAGAGAUUUGAACGCUCUGGGAGAUAAAAUUAAAGAAUUAGACGAUUUGACAAAACGUUUGAUUACAGCUCAUCCUGAACAAGCUGAAUUGAUCAUUGAAAAACAACAUGCAAUACAAAAUGAAUGGACAGAUUUAACAACGAAAGCUGAUCAACAUAAAGCAAAAUUAUUGGAUGGUUAUGAUUAUCAAAAGUUUUUAACAGAUUUUCAUGAUUUAGCUGCUGUUAUUAAAUCAAUCAUUCAACAAAUAUCGAGUAAUGAAUUGGCUCGCGAUGUUCCUGGUGCUGAAGCAUUGUUAGAACGUCAUCAUGAACAUCGUAGUGAAAUAGAUGCACGUUCAGGCGCAUUUCAAGCAUUUGAAGAUUUUGGUAAUGAUUUAAUACGUUCAUCUCAUUAUGCUGGUGAUGAUAUUAAAGAAAAAUUACAUGAAAUGGACGAUAUUAGAGAACAAUUAGAAGGAGCAUGGAAAGAACGUCAAGAUAAAUUAGAUGAAUGUUUGGAACUACAAUUAUUCUAUCGUGAUUGUGAUACAGCUGAACAUUGGAUGGAAAGUCGUGAAAAACAAUUGAAAGAUGAAGCGGUUGAAGUUGUUGAAGCAGCUAUUAAACGUCAUGAAGAUUUUGAUAAAGCUAUUAAAGCUCAAGAAGAUAAAAUCAAUAAUUUGAAACAAUUUGCUAAUCAGUUGGUAUCUCAUGGACAUUAUGAACGCGAUGGUAUUAAUGAACGUUUAAAUAGUGUACUAGAUCGAUGGUCACGUUUAAGAUUAGCCAUGUUGGAUUAUCGUUCACGUUUGGGUGAAUCACAAACAUUACAAGAUUUUUCGCGUGAUGCUGAAGAAAUUGAAGCAUGGAUUGCCGAUAAAUUAGCAGCUGCUUCCGAUGAACCAGUAAAAGAAACACAAAACUUACAGGCUAAAAAAUUACAAGUAAGCAUAAGAUGUGUUCAAAAACAUCAAGCAUUUGUGGCAGAAUUGGCAGCUAAUACCGAUCGUAUCCAGUCAAUCAUUGGCAUGGGACGAGGUCUUAUUGAUUCUCGAAAAUGUGCCGGUUUGGAAGGAACAGUUGAUAAUCGUUUAUCCCAAAUAAUUGAACAAUGGGAAUUUCUUGUUAAUAAAUCAUCAGAUAAAAGUUUAAAAUUAAAAGAAGCAUCAAGACAACAAACAUAUAAUGCUGGUGUUAAAGAUGUUGAAUUUUGGCUUGGAGAAAUUGAAAAUCAACUUGCUAAUGAAGAUGUAGGCAGAGAUUUAGCAUCUGUACAAAACAUGUUAAAAAAACAACAAUUAUUAGAAACGGAUAUUGCCAAUCACGAAACUGUUAUUCGAGAAUUAAAUACAACUGCUGAUGAAUUUGUUGAAAACAACAUGUUUGAUGUCGAAAAUAUUAAAGAAACACGUAAUACAAUCAAUGAUCGAUUUCAAAAAGUUCGUGCUCAUGCCGAUGGACGUCGUCAACGCUUACAAGAAGCAAGCACUGUACAUCAGUUUAUUCGUGAUUUAGAAGAUGAAGAAGCACAAAUACGUGAAAAGAAACUUCUGGUCGCUAGUGAUGAUUAUGGACGUGAUAUAACCGGUGCACAAAAUCUUCGUCGUAAACAUAAACGAUUCGAAGUUGAUCUUGGCACUCAUGAACAAAACGUUCAAAAUGUUCAACAAUUGGGUAAUCGAUUAACUCAAGAAGUAGGAAAUCCGGAUAUUGAACGAAAAUGUAAAGAAUUAGCGAAUAAUUGGGAAGCAUUAAAAGAAUUAGCUGAUGACAGAACACGAAAAUUAGAAGAUUCUCUCACAUACCAUAAUUGGGCAUCGACAUUAGAUGAAGAAAAUGCUUGGAUUAAAGAACGUCUUCAUAUGAUGAAUCAUCCAGAUAUUGGAAAUACAUUAGCAACUGUGCAGGGUUUACAAAAGAAACAUGAUGCAUUUGAAUCCGAUUAUUCUGUACAUAAAGAACGUUGUGCAGAAAUACUUCAACAAGGACAAAAAUUAGUUGAUCAAAAUAAUCAUUUAUCACCUCAAGUAAAUGAUCGUAUGAAAAAUUUACAUGAUGCAUUAAAAAAACUUGAAAAUGAUUCUAUUCGACGUAAACAACGUUUACAAGAAAAUACGGCAUUAUUACAAUUUAUAUGGAAAGCAGAUGUAGUCGAAAGUUGGAUAUUUGAAAAACUUCAUCAAUUACGAACAGAUGAUCUUGGCCAUAAUUUAUUAUCGGUACAAAAUUUGUUAACAAGACAUGAAACAUUUGAAGCUGGUUUACAAAAUUUUGAACAUGAAGGAAUACGAACAAUAAAAGAAUUGAAAGAUGAAUUAAUACAAAAUAAUAUUGGUGGUAUUGAACAAAAUGAAAAAAUAAAAGCAAGAUACACACAAGUCAUUGAGAAUUGGGAAAAAUUGCUUCAGAUGAGCACAUUACGUCGUGAUAAAUUGAAAAAAGCAGAACAACGUUUUCGUCAUAUUGAAGAAUUAUUUUUACGUUUUGCUAAGAAAGCUUCUGCUUUCAAUUCAUGGUUUGAAAAUGCGGAAGAAGAUUUAACAGAUCCGGUUAAAUGUAAUUCGUUAGAAGAAAUUCGUGCAUUAAUUGAAGCUCAUGAUAAAUUUAAAACCGUAUUAGAAGAAGCUCGAUAUGAUUUUGAUGAAUUGAAAGCAUCGGAUGAUAGUAUCAAAUCAUUAAAUAUGGGACCAAAUCCUUAUACAUGGUUUACAAUGGAAACAUUGUUUGACACAUGGAAAAGUCUUGAAAAAUUAAUACGUGAUCGUGAUCAAGAUUUACAAACGGAAAGAAAACGUCAAGAAGAAAACGAUAAACUUCGACAGCAUUUUGCUGAAUAUGCAAAUGCAUUUCAUACAUGGUUGAGAGGCAUAGAAACAUCAAUGAUGAAUGCCGAUGGAAAUCUUGAACAACAACUCCAAACAAUCAAACAAAAAGUUGAUGAAUUACGUCAACAACGUCAAAAAUUGAAAAAACUUGAAGAUUUAGCUACAGAAUUAGAAAGACGUCUCAUUCUUGACAAUAGAUAUACCGAAUAUUCGGCAUUAAAUUUAGCUCAAGCAUAUGAUCAACUAGAUCAAUUGGGUAUGCGUAUGCAACAUAAUUUAGAUCAACAGUUACAAGCAAUGAGACACAGUGGUGUAUCGGAAGAUCAAUUAAAAGAGUUUUCAAUGAUGUUUAAACAUUUUGACAAAGAUAAAUCAGGACGUUUAAAUCAUCAAGAUUUUAAAUCAUGUUUAAGAGCAUUAGGUUAUGAUUUGCCAACGGUUGAAGAAGGACAACGUGAUGAUCAAUUUGAAACACUUUUAGAUUUAGUUGAUCCAAAUAGAGUUGGCUAUGUUGGAUUACCAGAAUACAUGUCGUUUAUGAUUAGCCGUGAAACAGAAAAUGUUUCAUCAACAGACGAUGUUGUCACAGCAUUCAGAAGUUUAACAGAAAAUUCUGAACGACCGUAUAUAACAAGAGACGAACUUUAUGCGAAUCUUCCAUCAGAACAAGCUGAUUUUUGUUGUCGUAAAAUGAAACCGUAUCGGGAUCGUACUGGUCGUGAAAUUAAUCAAGCAUAUGAUUACGAUGAUUUUACUAGAUGGCUAUUUAAUCAACAGCCUGGCUAUCAUUAUUCAAGUACGACCACGUCACCGUCCACGUCCUGGUUACAGACAUCAACUCAGUUAUCUGCACAUUAG